Eruca vesicaria subsp. sativa (arugula) is the source of this 1113-nucleotide messenger RNA. NCBI's taxonomy places the organism in Eukaryota, Viridiplantae, Streptophyta, Magnoliopsida, Brassicales, Brassicaceae. The record is from the annotation of a GenBank genome assembly.
AUGAGGAAGUUGUGUCCGAACAUAGACAGAGACGAUGGCCUGGAGACGGUUUUGGAAAUUCCGAUACCGGAGGAGUUGUUCUCCGGCAUGGGCAAUAACGUUGCACUGAGGUGUCAGAAUAUGAUGACGUGGAUGAAAGCUCAAACGUCUGAAAAGUUGUCGCAACCGCUAAUCGCUGCACGCAUCAACGAGCUUCGUUUUCUUCUCUACCUCCUUGGAUCGCCUCUUAUACCUCUCCAGGUCCAAGUUGGUCACUCUGUUCAUAAGCCUGUCAAAGAUUCAUCCAUUCAAGCGUCGACGGCGAAAUAUAUAGUGCAACAAUACAUAGCGGCGACGGGAGGACCGGCAGCGUUAAACGCGGUGAACAGUAUGUGCGUCAUUGGACAAGUGAAGAUGACAGUGUCAGAGUUUCAUCAAGGAGAUGAAUCCUCCAACGUUAAUCUUAAAAACAACGAUGAAAUAGGUGGUUUCAUAUUGUGGCAGAAGGAUCCAGAUCUUUGGUGUUUGGAGCUUGUUGUCUCUGGAUGUAAAGUCAUAUGCGGUAGCAACGGUCGGGUUUCGUGGCGACAUUCUUCUAACCAGCAAACACCUUCGUCUACCGGAACACCUAGACCUCUCCGCCGAUUUUUACAGGGUCUAGAUCCUCGUUCUACCGCGAAUAUGUUCCUCGACGCAACGUGCAUUGGAGAGAAGAUUAUCAACGGAGAAGAUUGCUUUAUAUUGAAACUGGAGACGAGUCCGGCGGUUAGAGAUGCUCAAAGCGGUCCAAAUUUUGAUAUCAUUCAUCAUACGAUAUGGGGUUAUUUUAGCCAAAGAUCGGGACUGAUGAUUCAAUUUGAGGACUCGAGGCUUCUGAGUGUGCGGACCAAGGAAGGCGACGUUUUCUGGGAGACCAGCACAGAAUCGGUGAUGGAUGAUUAUAGGUACGUGGAUGAUGUGAACAUUGCUCACGGUGGGAAAACGUCAGUUACUGUUUUCAGGUAUGGUGAAGCGUCGGCGAACCAUCGGAGACAGAUGACGGAGAAGUGGCGGAUCGAGGAGGUUGACUUUAACAUUUGGGGUCUCUCGGUCGAUCAUUUUCGUCCUCCGGCCAAUCUGAACAUGGGGAACUGA